AUGAAGGCGGUAUCUCUUAACUUUCUGCCUUAUGAUAAACCAAAAUGUUUAUGGAAGACAAUUUCUGAUACGUUAUUAGCCUCUGAACGUGAAUAUUGCAAAUACACACUUGGGCAUGCCUUAGUUGAACAAUGUGAAGAAAUCGAACAAGAAAUAGAGAGUUUACUGGACAUAUGGAGAGACUACAGAAGUGAAACAGUCUAUAGGUCUGCCGAUGGAGUCGGUCAGAGUUCAAUGUCAGAGCCGCCCAUUGUUCGUUCACGUUUGAAGAAAGAAAUUGAACUUUUUGUCAAACAUAUUCAUGAACAAUGUGCGAAUGAUGAUAAAUUAUUUCAUAAACGUCUAUCGACACAUAACUGGAAUGCUAUCAACUAUUCAUUAACCACCAAUAAAAAUAGUCAAGUGAAAGACAGACCGAUAAGUGCACGUGAUAAAAGCGGGCGUGAAACGCCAAUUAUCAGCACGUUAUCUCCAAGAUUAAAUAUUGUAACAGCUGACAAAAAUCUUACAAUUAAUGCUUCAUUGAUUCGAAAUAAAUUAGAAGCGUUUAAUUUAGAUGAUAUUGUUGAUCAACUUCGACGAGCGUUGCAGCAAGAUAUUAAAAUGUUAGAAGAACAUAUCAAAUAUCUUCAUGAACGACUAGAGGAAGAAGCAGAUUUUCGUGCAAAAACAUGUGGUUUAUUUCGAGAACCAACACUUGGGGAGUUAAAAGAAGAAAGAGCUCGUCUCGAGAAAGCAGUACUUGGAUCAACAACCAAUGUAGUCAUCCAUACUUCCAAUGAACAUAAUACAUUAUUAAACCGACAAAAUUCUUUUAAUGACAAUAAUCGUCUUGCAUCAACCGAUGCAAUCAUUCUUUCUAUUCCUCGUUCGUCACUCGAUAGAACAUUGAGUCCCCGUUCAUCACUCGAUGGAACAUUGAGUCCCCGUUCAUCGCUCGAUGGAACAUUGAGUCCUCGUUCGUCAGUCGACGGAACAUUGAAUACUCGUUUAAAUCUGCAACCACUUCGCGCAACUCACUCUUUGUUAUCAACUACCUCUUCCACUAGUAACAGUGACUCAACACCAACAACACAAGAAUCUUUUCAUUAUCGUAAACCACGUUUAUCCAUCGAUAAAAAACUGACAUCUGUUAAUGAACAACACAAUGGAACAUCUUCGCAGCCGCUUAAAACACCUAAUGCUCAUGUUCUACUCAAAUUUAGUUCUAUUAAGAAUUAUGAUUCGACUAAGAAAUAUUCAACAUUAUCGAAAAAUAGUUCUGCCGUUGAACAGCCAAUGUACAAUGACAUAGAACCCAAAAGAUUAAACGGUGCUGAACGAUUUCGGCGAAUGGUGCUUGAUUGUCGUGAUAAAGAUUGA
Messenger RNA from Didymodactylos carnosus, 1362 nucleotides. The record is from the annotation of a GenBank genome assembly. NCBI's taxonomy places the organism in Eukaryota, Metazoa, Rotifera, Eurotatoria, Philodinida, Philodinidae.